Sphaeroforma arctica JP610 is the source of this 1029-nucleotide messenger RNA. Its product is annotated as ATPase. Lineage: Eukaryota; Ichthyosporea; Ichthyophonida. Gene Ontology annotation, biological process: regulation of DNA repair; DNA-templated DNA replication. Gene Ontology annotation, cellular component: nucleus. The transcript has 9 exons. The record is from RefSeq and is a predicted model, not a curated record. The coding region runs from base 1 to 1029 and encodes 342 amino acids. Gene Ontology annotation, molecular function: DNA binding; enzyme activator activity; single-stranded DNA helicase activity.
AUGUGCAUUGUAGUGAGAGGAAAGUCACAGGAAAGAGGUCUCAUAACGCUUAUAGGCGCCACUACGGAGAACCCGUCAUUUAGUUGCAACGCAGCGUUGCUCAGUCGGUGUCGUGUAGUGACCUUUGAGCAGUUAACACAAGAUGAACUACUGACCAUACUCAACCGCGCCUUGGACACCGCCAAUCCUAAAGUUGAGAAUGAUAGCACAACCACUGCAGCCGACACAUUGCAACAAGAAAUCGAUGCUCUCACAUACAUCGCAAACAUCGCCGAUGGUGAUGCUCGUAACGGUCUCAACAUGCUGGAGGUGAGCUUGACGUCACAAUCUGUGCGCAAGGAGGAUGCCACGGAUACCCCUGUGCAAUUGGAAGGUGUCACAAAAACCAAGCAAGCGAGAAUUACGGUGGAAACAGUACAAGCCGCAAUCCAGAAGACGCACUUUCUGUACGACCGCGCAGGAGAGGGUCACUAUAACACCAUCUCUGCGCUACACAAGUCUUUGAGAGGCAGCGAUGCCAAUGCAGGAAUAUACUGGCUCACGAGAAUGCUGGCGGCUGGUGAGGACCCCUUGUAUGUGGCAAGGCGACUAAUCAAAUUCGCAUCGGAAGAUGUAGGGAUUGCCGAUCCGCAGGCCUUGCCCCAGGCUAUAGCCGCUUAUGAUGCCUCCGCUAAGAUAGGGAUGCCUGAGUGUGGAGUGUGUUUGGCACAGUGUGUGGUGUAUUUAGCGGCCGCUCCAAAGUCGGUCAGUGUGUACAGAGCAUACAGCAUGGCACUGCAACUCAACAAAACAGCGCCUGCGUACCCAGUACCUUUUCACCUCCGAAACGCGCCCACGAAGCUAAUGAAGGACAUAGGAUACAAGAAAGGGUACUUGUACAACCCAGAUCACACAGAAGAGGAAUGUGCUGGCCAGACAUAUCUCCCUGACGAGCUCUUGGGCACACAAUUCUACAUACCCGACGAGCCCCCGGAUCCGGAACGAACAGUUUCAGAGCAGCAGGAAAAGAUCCGGGAUCAUAUUCAUUAA